AUUCUUCCUUUUUGAGACAAACCACUGCGCCUCUAGUAAUCCCACAUUACAUAAGUGUCAUGAUCCUUAACUUAUAAAUAUAUAAUCUCUAUACUAAUAGUUACCCAAAAUUAUUGAGAAAAUGCGUAUGAGUUGCAAUGGUUGUAGAGUUCUUCGAAAAGGCUGCAGCGAAAGUUGUAGCAUCAGGCCUUGUCUUCAAUGGAUCAAAAACCCCGAGUCUCAGUCUAACGCCACUGUUUUCCUCGCUAAGUUUUACGGCCGUGCUGGCCUCAUGAAUCUAAUUAACGCCGGCCCUAAUCACCUUCGUCCUGCAAUAUUUAGGUCGUUGCUUUAUGAGGCUUGUGGAAGAAUAGUAAACCCGAUUUAUGGAUCGGUGGGGUUGUUGUGGUCAGGCAAUUGGCAGCUUUGUCAAAAUGCUGUGGAGGCAGUACUCAAAGGAACUCCAAUUACUCCCAUAGCCUCUGAAAUUGCUGUAAACAACAACGGUCCUCCUUUGAAAUUGCCUCACGAUAUUAGGCAUAUAAGCAAAGAUGAAAACUCUACCAAGUCCAGCGAUCUUCACCGGGUCAGAACCCGAUGUCGAUUCAAGCGCUCAGGUGCCAAGACAAGAUCGAACCCGGUUUGUUCCGGGUCGGGUGAUGAGAAAGUUAACGGGUCUACGAGCCAUGAGUCUUCGUUGAGUCACCAGUCUGAAGAAGCGGCGGUGGCUCCGAAUGUGGAAUGCGAAAGCCGGGAAAUGGCGGAAGUAGAAGAUUCAGCUAUGGCCGAGCCUGCUAAAGUCGAAUUGGAACUGACUUUAGGUUUUUCGUCGUUUGGAACUGUUGACGGUAAACCGAAGGAAACUAAACGGAAUAAACCUGUUCAGUUGCUGGACGCCGCCGGAGAAUGUAAAAUAGAGCUUUGCCUUCAUUGAUUAGUGCUACUAGUUCAUUUUUACCUCUGUUUACUUUUUUGCCCUCUACAUCAGUACAAAUACCAAGUCAAUAUAGUAGCAGCAGAAGAAACUUUUUCUAAUUACAUGUUUAUCCUUAAUUAGGUAAAUUGUCCCGCUUCAGCUCACAUCUUAAUCAAUCAAUUUGUUAUCUACUUUUUGACAGAAGCGUAUAGUUUGAUGUAACAACUGUGUUCGAUUAGAUGAUGUUUUAGGAACAAGGAAAAAUUUAAACUUUAAU
Molecule: messenger RNA, 1172 nt
Organism: Solanum dulcamara
Lineage: Eukaryota; Viridiplantae; Streptophyta; Magnoliopsida; Solanales; Solanaceae
Product: LOB domain-containing protein 40
Exons: 2
Coding region: 122-913 (263 amino acids)
Biological process (GO): regulation of gene expression
Source: RefSeq, a predicted model, not a curated record